ACUGCCCACACAGAUACCGGAAAAGUGGUCAACAAACGUUGCGAGUGCUCACAUCACUUUGCCUUUUGCCAGCAUGGGAGCCGACCUGAGCAAGCCCCACGUGGAGAACCCCGUACAGCCCGCAGCCGCGCCCGAGCCCGCAGUCGCGCUCGAGCCCGAGCCCAAGCACGAGCCCAAGCCGGUCGUCGACGCGAACGAAGCAUACAUCCAUAAGCUCGAGCGCGAGCUGAAGGAAAAAAAGGCCGAGCUCGAGAAGGAGAAGCGCGACCGGGCCGCCGAGGUCGAAGCGCUCACACGCCUGCACGAGACCGAGCUCGAGCUCUACGCUGCCCAAGUCACAAAAGCCCGGUGCUUGGACGAAGCGGCAGCUGCCAGCGCUGACGUGCAGCGCCUCGCCGAAGAGCGCGCACUGCACCUUAUGCAGCAGCGACUCAACUCGGUCAUGGAAGUCGACGACGCCACCUUCGAGUACAUCACGGGUCCUCUCGGCUUCGACAAGCGCGACUUCCCGUUCGCGUCGCUCAAGCCUGGCCGGCUCCCAGACGGCACGCUCGUGCUGCGCAUCCAGCUCGAGGAGAGCUUCAAAGGCAACCAAGAAGUCGUCCUGCGCUUCAAGAAGACCCUAGCCAUCAUGCAAGCGCUCAACGGCGGCGACGGCACGCUCCUCCGGCUCAUCGGUGCCAGCAACCUCGACUCGGACGACCCGAUCGCGUACGUCGAGUACGUCACGGGCAUGACCCUCAGCGCGUACCUCAUGGACAAGCAAGACGCGACGUGGUCUGAGAAGCUGCACAUUGCAGUCCAAAUCGCAAAAGCGUUGACGCACAUCCACAACCUCGCCGUCAUGCACCGCGAUCUCUCGUGGUCCCGCGUCUACGUGGAUGCAAAAGGCAACGUCAAGGUCUUCGCCGGCCUCAAGAUGCGCCAGGUCCAGGCGUACGAGACGUACCUCACCUCUGGCGUCUCGGAAGCUCGAUGGGGCGCCCCCGAGACACUGCCAAAGCCUCAAGGCGGUGAGAACGGCGAGCCGGACAGCAGCGACAGCGCCACGACGUACACGGACAAGAUCGACAUCUUCGGCCUCGGUCUCAUCCUCAUCUCGCUCGUCACCCGUGACCUCCCGUUCACGUACGUGUUGAAGACCUCUGGGCGGCCGACCUCCAUCGACGACAACCUUGUCGCGGCUAAGCUUGCGAAGCGCGAGACGGCGAUCCCGAUGCUGACGCAGUCGUUCGACGUCGACUACGCAUGUCCGUCCGAAGAGUACAAGGAGCUCGCGUUGGAGUGCAUCCGGUACGACGCCGAACGUCGGCCGACGGCGCCUCAGGUCGUCCGCCGGCUCGAGAUCAUCCGCCAAGCGUACGGCGGCUUCAAGACGCCCGACCACGCCAAGGUCGACCUCACGAUCGCAGUCCUCAAGACGUCUGGGUUGCCGAACCCAAAGAUGUUUGGUUCUCCGUACGAUAUGUGGUGCGAACUCCGCAUCAACGACGAGAACCGCGACCGGAUUCAGCUCAACCCUGUCACGGGCAACGUCACGCAUCUUUUCAACCAGUAUGCGACGCUGCACGACAUUGAGCCACUCACGCACACGGUCGAGAUUCACUUCAUGACGACGAUCAUGUUCAAGACCAAGACGCUCUGGACGGUCUCGAUCCCGCUCAUGGAGCUCGUCACGCUCGAAGACAACGAGUCGUCGUUGACGGCGGUGCGAAAGAAGACGCGCACGAUCCAUCACGACGGCAACGACGCCGGUGUCGUGGUGAUCGCGGUGCAAUUCGGCGAGCGCAUCCGCGGGUACCUCGAGCUCUACGAGCGGCAGGCGACCGAGUACUUGCGCAACACCGAAGACGGGCCGUCGACGCUCGAUCUCCGCAAGAAGCGCGACGUGGCCGCCGCAGCGUUGUUGUGCCGUGCGCCCUAAGCGGCGUUGAUUUUGAUAGUUGUAUCAAGUUGAUAGUAUAAAAGUGUUUGCCUUGCC
This is a messenger RNA of Saprolegnia parasitica CBS 223.65, 1981 nucleotides long. Its product is annotated as TKL protein kinase. The record is from RefSeq and is a predicted model, not a curated record. Gene Ontology annotation, molecular function: protein kinase activity; ATP binding. Bases 74 to 1924 code for a protein of 616 amino acids. Lineage: Eukaryota; Oomycota; Saprolegniomycetes; Saprolegniales; Saprolegniaceae. The transcript is spliced from 2 exons. Gene Ontology annotation, biological process: protein phosphorylation.